Eleginops maclovinus (Patagonian blennie) is the source of this 2145-nucleotide messenger RNA. Its product is annotated as protein shisa-4-like. The transcript has 5 exons. Bases 843 to 1508 code for a protein of 221 amino acids. The record is from RefSeq and is a predicted model, not a curated record. Lineage: Eukaryota; Metazoa; Chordata; Actinopteri; Perciformes; Eleginopidae.
GCUAUGCAAGAUAUGUAGGCCUAGAUCAUGAUAAGGGUGAUGUUUAAGUGUGUAAUAUUUCCACCUAUUGUUUUCAAAAUGAUCAGCCAUGCUUGCAGGGAUGAUGCCCUGGCUCAACAGGGGUCAAGUCUUUCAGCACCCCCACCUAGUGUUAAAUUAGUGCUCGGUAUGAGUCAUAUUACGGUACAACUUUUUGUAUGUUUGUCAUUGUAAUAUGUCAAGGAAUAAAUAAGAAGGCAUAUCUGUAGAUCAGCUGCUAUAACGUUGACAUUAUACAUACACUUCUAAUACAGUCCAAUAUGUUUUUGUUGUAAUAUUAUAUGCAUAAUAUGAUCACUAGCCUCAGUUUUGAGUUUGAAUGUUAACAUCUUUUUCCAACAUUUCUGACACCACCUUUUCUAGUAAAACAUUGAUUUAGAUUGACAGUCAUUGAAGGUGUGGAGGGAGAAGUUGGGAAGUAAGGAAAGUGCAAAAGGACAAUCAAAGGAAGAGUGGUUGCAGGCAGAACAACAAUACCAAUAGUAGAUCUACAUGUGACUUAGGUUUCAAUUCAAGUUGGUUUCAAUUUCCAGGGAAUCCUCUAUACCAUACAGAGACAUCUUGUCAAACUUGCAAAAAAAUUACAUUUUAAUUAAAAUUGUGGAGCCCAAUGGAAGUGAAGCAUAGCCAGAUUGCCAAAACAUUUUAAAAUCUAAUCUUGCAUAAAUCCAGUGGCAACUGUUUCUUGUGAAGUAAGGAAUGCUGUUGGACAACUUGUUAAGGGUGGGACAGACAGACAAAUUGUCAGAUGUUCCUCACUGCAGAGUCAGAUUCGUUCCUUGUUACACCAUAUCACAGCAGUUAUGGUUUCAGGUGUGUUAUUCUGUCUUGUUUUUGCUCUCUGUGGGAUCCUGAUCCCAGCUGUAUGGGCGAAUGAUUGUAGCAGCUAUGUGGACUCCAGUGGCAAACAACAUAACGCUAAGUAUUGUGGCUUCGAGGAAUGCUGUGGGAAUUGUCAAAACAAAUACUGCUGCAAUGACAAGACAUACAGUUUCAGUGGAUCAAAACAAAAACUCUGUGAAGGAAGAGAAAUCCACAGUGGUCCACUUCUUGGAGUCAUCUUAGGGUCUGUUUUACAAAUUGUCACCUGUGUGGGUCUCAUCAUCUGCAGUGUGGCUCCUUGCUGCUUCUUCUACAAGAAAUGCCGAAAAGGACGCAACCAAAGGCCCCGAACUGCAAGAAACACCUCCACUCUAGUCAACGAACUGCAACAGUUACACCCACCUCAUGGAUGUCAGCCAUACUACCCUGGCUACCUGCCUGUACCUGCUCAGGCUGGAUAUGGAGGCCUGUCCUUCCCUUCAGCACCGCCGUCAUACUUGGAAGCCACCGACCCAACUUACCCUCCAUCUGGGUACACUCCGGGGCUGCCGAUGGUUUCCUACCCCGGCCAGCCCCAUGCUCCGACUCCACAUUCGGAUGAAUUUGCACCUCAGCCCUACAACCCCUCUUAUGGCCAAAACCCAUAACCUGGAGAGAUUAUUAGACCAAACCGCUGCAUGACAAAAAAGUGAACUGUGUGGAUGACAUGGUGUGGAUCAGUGGAAAUCCCCUUUACAGGCUUCCAAAUUGAAAUAUUUCUUGGGAAAUACACAACUUACAAUUGAAUCUAGUUACACAUUUUUCCAUAUCUUGCUGCUGCUGUUUUUUACGGGUACGUCUGUUUCAAAUAUAGAUUGUGGCAAUGGACAUUUAAGUGUAUGCAAUUUGAAAAUAGGGCCACUUUUAGUGUUUAAUUUUUUUUUUUUAACUGCUGUUUGUGCUGUGUACCAAAACACACACAUUUCAAGUAAGGAGACAGAGAAAUAAAGGGGGAAAACACCCUACAAAACGCUUAAGCAUGGGGACAGUUAAGGCUAUAAUUAUUUUGUGGAUUAUGUAUUUAUUAGCAAUUCAGGUUUAAUCAUAUUUUCCUAACAUAUAUCACUUAAAUGAGUUUUUUGGUAAUCAAAUGAGGAUUUUCCCUCCUAUUAGGAACUGUAUAAGAACUGCUAAAGUUGCGAUGAAUGACAUAAAAAAAAAGCUUAUUGUUUCAAUGACCUCUACCUGCCACUAGAGGUCGCCUCUGACCUGUUUUAUUUUGUAAAAUAAAGGGAUACCAUGUAA